Messenger RNA from Penicillium concentricum, 555 nucleotides. RefSeq names its product 60S ribosomal protein eL18. Gene Ontology annotation, biological process: translation. Bases 1 to 555 code for a protein of 184 amino acids. NCBI's taxonomy places the organism in Eukaryota, Fungi, Ascomycota, Eurotiomycetes, Eurotiales, Aspergillaceae. The transcript is spliced from 4 exons. Gene Ontology annotation, molecular function: RNA binding; structural constituent of ribosome. Gene Ontology annotation, cellular component: cytosolic large ribosomal subunit; ribosome. The record is from RefSeq and is a predicted model, not a curated record.
AUGGGUAUCGACCUGGACCGCCACCAUGUGCGGAGCAGCCACCGCAAGGCUCCCAAGAGCGACAACGUCUACUUGAAGGUUCUGGUGAAGCUCUACCGCUUCUUGGCUCGCCGCACCGAGUCCAACUUCAACAAGGCCGUCCUCCGCCGUCUCUUCAUGUCGAGAAUCAACCGCCCCCCGGUUUCCCUUUCUCGCGCUGUCUCCAACAUCAGCGAGGCACAGAAGGGCAAGACCGUCGUCGUUGUCGGCACCGUCACCGACGACAACCGUCUUUUGACCGUCCCCAAGCUGUCGAUCGCUGCCCUCCGUUUCACGGCUACCGCUCGCGCUCGCAUUGAGAAGGCCGGUGGUGAGACUUUGACUCUGGACCAGCUUGCUCUCCGCGCUCCUACCGGUGCCAACACUCUCCUCCUGCGUGGACCCAAGAACGCUCGUGAGGCCGUGAAGCACUUCGGCUUUGGUCCUCACACCGACAAGAAGCCGUACGUGGGCAGCAAGGGCCGCAAGUUCGAGCGGGCUCGUGGUCGCAGAAGAUCCAAGGGUUUCAAGGUUUAA